This is a messenger RNA of Scleropages formosus (Asian bonytongue), 5904 nucleotides long. Its product is annotated as myosin-7. The transcript has 38 exons. Gene Ontology annotation, biological process: muscle filament sliding; adult heart development; cardiac muscle contraction. Gene Ontology annotation, cellular component: cytoplasm; myosin II complex; myosin filament. The record is from RefSeq and is a predicted model, not a curated record. Gene Ontology annotation, molecular function: microfilament motor activity; actin filament binding; ATP binding. Lineage: Eukaryota; Metazoa; Chordata; Actinopteri; Osteoglossiformes; Osteoglossidae. The coding region runs from base 31 to 5847 and encodes 1938 amino acids.
GGCUACAGCAAGGUACAGCAAGCAUAAAGGAUGGGAGACAGGGCGAUGGAAGAGUUUGGGCCGGCUGCUCCGUACCUGAGGAAGUCGGACAAGGAGCGUUUGGAGGCCCAGACGCGCCCCUUCGAUAUGAAGAAGGAGUGCUUUGUGCCCGACCCGGACGAGGAGUACGUCAAGGGCUCCGUCAUCAGCCGCGAGGGAGACAAAGUCACCUGUCAGACGGAGAAGGGGAAGACUAUCACAGCGAAGGAAGCGGACAUCCACCCCCAGAACCCGCCAAAGUUCGAUAAAAUCGAGGACAUGGCCAUGUUCACCUUCUUGCACGAGCCUGCGGUGCUGUUUAACCUCAAAGAGCGUUACGCAGCCUGGAUGAUCUAUACCUACUCUGGGCUCUUCUGCGUCACUGUGAACCCCUACAAGUGGCUGCCUGUGUACAACCAGGAGGUGGUCAUUGCCUACAGGGGCAAGAAGAGGAGUGAAGCUCCUCCUCAUAUCUUCUCCAUCUCUGACAACGCCUACCAGUACAUGCUCACAGACAGAGAAAAUCAGUCUAUCCUCAUCACUGGAGAAUCUGGUGCUGGGAAGACUGUGAACACCAAGAGGGUCAUCCAGUACUUUGCAAGCAUUGCAGCUGGUGGAGGCAAGAAGGAGACCAGCGAGAAGAAGGGAACCCUGGAAGAUCAAAUCAUUCAGGCCAACCCUGCUUUGGAGGCCUUUGGUAAUGCCAAGACCAUCAGAAACGACAACUCCUCAAGAUUCGGCAAGUUCAUCCGAAUUCACUUUGCCGCCAGUGGAAAAUUGGCUUCUGCUGACAUCGAGACAUAUCUUCUGGAGAAGUCGCGUGUGACUUUCCAGCUGAAAGCUGAGAGAGACUACCACAUCUUCUACCAGAUUUUGUCCCAGAGGAAACCAGAGCUGCUGGAAAUGCUGCUCAUCACCAACAACCCAUACGACUACGCGUUCAUCUCCCAAGGAGAGACCACUGUAGCCUCCAUCAAUGAUGCCGAGGAGCUGAUGGCCACUGAUGAGGCCUUCGAUGUGCUGGGCUUCACUCAGGAGGAGAAGAACAGUAUCUACAAGCUGACUGGGGCCAUCAUGCACUACGGCAACAUGAGGUUCAAGCAGAAGCAGCGUGAGGAGCAGGCAGAAGCCGAUGGCACUGAGGAUGCAGACAAGUCUGCCUAUCUGAUGGGCCUGAACUCUGCUGACCUCAUCAAGGGCCUGUGUCAUCCAAGAGUCAAAGUAGGAAAUGAGUGGGUCACCAAAGGGCAGAAUGUCCAACAGGUGUAUUAUGCUGUUGGUGCUCUGGCCAAGGCAGUGUAUGAGAAGAUGUUUCUCUGGAUGGUGAUGAGGAUUAAUCAGUCACUGGACACUAAACAGCCCCGCCAGUACUUCAUUGGUGUUCUUGACAUCGCUGGCUUUGAGAUCUUUGACUUCAACACCUUUGAGCAGCUCUGCAUCAACUUCACCAAUGAGAAGCUGCAGCAGUUCUUCAACCACCACAUGUUUGUGCUGGAGCAGGAAGAGUACAAGAAGGAGGGCAUUGAGUGGGAGUUCAUUGACUUUGGCAUGGACUUGCAGGCCUGCAUUGACCUCAUUGAGAAGCCCAUGGGCAUCAUGUCCAUCCUCGAAGAGGAGUGCAUGUUCCCCAAGGCCAGUGAUGCUACCUUCAAAGCCAAGCUAUAUGACAACCAUCUGGGGAAAUCCAGCAACUUCCAGAAACCCAGACUUAUCAAGGGGAAACCAGAAUCCCAUUUUUCCCUCAUUCACUAUGCUGGUACUGUGGACUACAACAUCAACAACUGGCUGGUGAAAAACAAGGACCCGCUGAAUGAGACUGUCGUUGCACUGUACCAGAAGUCUACUAUGAAGCUGCUGGCCUUUCUUUUUGCCAACUAUGCUGGAUCUGACUCUGGAAUGGAACCGGGCAAAGGCAAAGGAGGCGGUGGAAAGAAGAAAGGCUCAUCCUUCCAGACUGUGUCAGCGCUCCACAGGGAGAACCUGAACAAACUGAUGACCAACCUGAGAUCAACUCACCCCCACUUUGUGCGCUGCAUCAUCCCCAAUGAGACCAAGACUCCUGGGGCCAUGGAGAACCCUCUGGUCAUGCACCAGCUGCGCUGUAAUGGUGUGCUGGAGGGCAUCAGGAUCUGCAGAAAGGGCUUCCCCAACAGGAUCCUCUAUGGGGACUUCAAACAGAGAUAUCGCAUCCUGAACCCUGCAGCCAUCCCAGAAGGGCAAUUUAUCGACAGCAGGAAGGGAGCUGAAAAACUGCUGGGCUCGCUGGAUAUUGACCACAACCAGUACAAAUUUGGACAUACUAAGGUGUUCUUUAAGGCUGGGUUACUAGGUACGCUGGAGGAGAUGAGGGACGAUCGUCUGGCUCUCAUCAUCACUAGAAUCCAGGCUAGAUCCCGUGGUCUCCUCUCAAGGAUUGAGUUCCAGAAGAUCGUUGAGCGCAGAGAUGCCUUGCUGGUUAUCCAGUGGAAUGUCCGUGCCUUCAUGGUUGUGAAGAAUUGGCCUUGGAUGAAAUUGUAUUUCAAAAUCAAACCUCUUCUGAGAUCUGCUGAGGCUGAAAAGGAGAUGGCCAAUAUGAAGGAGGAAUUUUUGAAACUCAAAGAAGCAUAUGCCAAAUCGGAGGCGCGCAGGAAAGAGCUUGAAGAGAAGAUGGUCUGCCUUCUCCAAGAGAAAAAUGACCUGCAGUUACAAGUUCAGGCUGAGCAAGAUAAUCUAUGUGAUGCUGAAGAACGUUGUGAAGGGCUUAUCAAGAACAAGAUUCAACUGGAAGCCAAAAUCAAGGAGCUGACAGAGAGGCUGGAGGAUGAGGAGGAGAUGAAUGCAGAACUGACUGCCAAGAAGAGGAAGCUGGAGGAUGAGUGCUCUGAGCUGAAGAAGGACAUCGAUGAUCUGGAGCUCACUCUGGCCAAAGUGGAGAAGGAGAAGCACGCUACUGAGAACAAGGUGAAGAACCUGACUGAGGAAAUGGCAGGCCUGGACGAAAUUAUUGCCAAGCUGACCAAGGAGAAGAAGGCUCUCCAAGAGGCUCACCAGCAAACUCUGGAUGAUCUCCAGAGUGAAGAGGACAAAGUGAACACUCUUACCAAGGCCAAAGCUAAACUGGAACAGCAAGUUGAUGAUCUGGAGGGGUCCCUGGAACAAGAAAAGAAGGUUCGUAUGGACCUGGAAAGAGCCAAGAGGAAGCUAGAGGGAGACCUGAAGUUAACACAGGAGAAUGUAAUGGACCUGGAGAAUGAUAAGCAGCAGCUGGAGGAGAGGCUGAAGAAAAAAGACUUUGAGAUGAACCAGCUCAACAGCAAAAUUGAGGAUGAGCAGGCCAUGGGUGCUCAACUCCAGAAGAAGCUGAAGGAGCUACAGGCUCGCAUUGAGGAGCUGGAGGAAGAGCUGGAGGCUGAAAGGGCUGCCCGCGCAAAGGUGGAGAAACAGAGAGCAGACUUGUCCAGGGAGCUGGAGGAGAUCAGUGAGAGGUUGGAGGAAGCUGGUGGGGCCACCUCAGCCCAGAUCGAGAUGAACAAGAAGAGGGAGGCCGAGUUCCAGAAGCUGCGCAGAGACCUCGAGGAGGCGACCCUGCAGCACGAGGCCACGGCUGCCACGCUGAGGAAGAAACAUGCUGACAGUGUGGCCGAUCUGGGCGAGCAGAUUGACAACCUGCAGAGAGUAAAGCAAAAGCUGGAGAAGGAGAAGAGUGAGCUCAGGCUUGAGCUGGACGAUGUCGUCUCCAACAUGGAGCAAAUCGUCAAAACCAAGACGAACCUCGAAAAAAUGUGCAGGACAUUAGAAGAUCAGAUGACUGAAUUUCGAACCAAAUUUGAGGAAGCCCAGCGCAGCUUGAAUGAUUUCAGUAUGCAAAGAGCAAAGCUGCAGACUGAAAAUGGGGAGCUUGCCAGGCAGCUGGAAGAGAAAGACUCUUUGGUUUCUCAACUGACCAGAGGAAAGCAGUCCUACACACAGCAAACUGAGGAUCUUAAAAGACAACUUGAAGAGGAAGUUAAGGCCAAGAAUGCGCUGGCCCAUGCGGUGCAGUCUGCUCGUCAUGACUCGGACCUGCUUAGAGAGCAGUACGAGGAGGAGCAGGAGGCCAAGGGUGAGCUGCAGCGCAGUCUCUCCAAAGCCAACUCUGAGGUGGCUCAGUGGAGAACCAAGUAUGAGACUGAUGCCAUCCAGAGGACCGAGGAGCUGGAGGAUGCAAAGAAGAAGUUGGCCCAGCGCCUGCAGGAUGCAGAAGAAGCUGUGGAAGCUGUGAAUGCCAAGUGCUCCUCUCUGGAGAAGACCAAACACAGGCUGCAGAAUGAGAUUGAAGAUCUCAUGGUGGAUGUGGAGAGAUCCAAUGCGGCUGCUGCUGCUCUGGACAAGAAGCAGAGGAACUUUGACAAGAUCUUGGCUGAGUGGAAGCAGAAGUAUGAAGAGUCACAGAGUGAGCUGGAGAGUUCCCAGAAGGAGGCCAGGUCUCUGAGCACUGAGCUCUUCAAACUGAAGAACUCUUAUGAGGAGUCGCUGGAUCAUCUGGAGACAAUGAAAAGGGAGAACAAGAACCUGCAAGAGGAAAUUUCGGAUCUGACUGAACAACUUGGUGAGGGAGGAAAGAGCAUUCAUGAGCUUGAGAAAAUAAGGAAGCAGCUGGAGCAGGAGAAAAGUGAAAUCCAGUCUGCUCUGGAAGAAGCUGAGGCUACUCUGGAACACGAAGAGGGCAAAAUCUUAAGAGCCCAGCUGGAGUUUAACCAGGUGAAGGCUGACAUUGAACGCAAACUUGCCGAAAAGGAUGAGGAGAUGGAGCAGGCUAAGAGGAACCAUCAGAGAGUGGUGGAUACCCUGCAGAGUUCUUUGGAGGCAGAGACUCGCAGCAGGAAUGAAGCCCUCAGACUGAAGAAGAAAAUGGAGGGAGAUCUUAAUGAGAUGGAGAUCCAGCUCAGCCAGGCCAACAGACAGGCUUCAGAAGCCCAGAAGCAGCUGAAGGCCCUUCAUUCACACCUUAAGGAUGCCCAGAUGCAGCUGGACGACUCCCUUCGUGCCAAUGACGACCUGAAGGAGAACAUUGCCAUUGUAGAGAGACGUAACAACCUGCUGCAGGCAGAACUGGAUGAGCUGAGGUCAGUGGUGGAGCAGACGGAAAGAGGCCGUAAGCUGGCGGAGCAGGAACUGCUGGAUGUCAGCGAGAGGGUGCAACUGCUGCACUCACAAAACACCAGUCUACUGAAUCAGAAGAAGAAGCUGGAGAGUGAUACAGCCCAGCUUCAAACUGAAGUAGAAGAAGCUGUCCAGGAGUGCAGGAAUGCUGAAGAGAAAGCCAAGAAGGCCAUCACCGAUGCUGCCAUGAUGGCUGAGGAGCUGAAGAAGGAGCAGGACACCAGUGCUCACCUGGAGCGCAUGAAGAAGAACAUGGAGCAGACUAUCAAGGACCUGCAGCACCGUUUGGAUGAAGCUGAGCAGAUCGCCAUGAAAGGGGGCAAGAAGCAGGUCCAGAAACUUGAAGCUCGGGUGAGAGAGCUGGAAAAUGAGGUAGAAAUAGAGCAGAAAAAGAGCAGCGAUGCUGUGAAGGGAAUCCGUAAAUAUGAGCGACGCAUCAAGGAGCUGACCUACCAGACCGAGGAGGACCGCAAGAAUCUGGCCCGCCUGCAAGACCUGGUGGACAAGCUGCAGCUGAAGGUCAAGUCCUACAAGAGAUCUGCGGAGGAGGCUGAGGAACAGGCCAAUGUGAACCUGGGCAAAUUCCGCAAGCUGCAGCACGAGCUGGAUGAGGCGCAGGAGAGGGCUGACAUCGCCGAGUCUCAGGUCAACAAGCUGCGGGCCAAGAGCCGUGAUAUUGGUGCAAAGAAAGGACACGAUGAAGAGUGAACUUCACAAGUGGAGCUUUCUGGAAACAUCUUGUCUGCUGUGCUUUAGCCUCCCAUC